Molecule: messenger RNA, 638 nt
Organism: Ochotona princeps (American pika)
Lineage: Eukaryota; Metazoa; Chordata; Mammalia; Lagomorpha; Ochotonidae
Product: NADH dehydrogenase [ubiquinone] iron-sulfur protein 3, mitochondrial-like
Exons: 1
Coding region: 1-594 (197 amino acids)
Molecular function (GO): NADH dehydrogenase (ubiquinone) activity
Source: RefSeq, a predicted model, not a curated record
AUGAGAAGCCCCUGUAGACUCGAGAGAAAGCCUCCUAGUAGUACUCAACAAGCCGCCUUGGUGGGUAGAGGGGCCAGGGCCCAAGAUUUACAACAGCCACAAGGCCAUCUCUAUCCCGCCUGGAAGUCCUUGGCUGACCUGACGGCAGUGGACGUUCCGACCCAGCAGAACCGUUUUGAGGUUGUCUACAACCUGCUGUCCCUACGAUUCAACUCCCGGAUCCGGGUGAAGACCUACACAGAUGAGUUGAUGCCCAUGGAGUCUAUUGUCCCUGUGCACAAGGCCGCCAACUGGCACGAGAGGGAGAUCUGGGACAUGUUUGGAAUCUUCUUUGCCAACCACCCUGAUCUCAGGAGGAUCCUGACAGAUUACGGCUUCGAAGGACACCCUUUCCGGAAAGACUUGCCCCUGUCUGGUUCCGUGGAGUUGCGCUAUGACGAUGAGGUGAAACGAGUGGUGGCAGAGCCUGUGGAGUUGGCCCAAGAGUUCCGCAAAUUCGACCUGAAUAGCCCCUGGGAGGCUUUCCCAGGCUAUCGCCAGCCUCCAGAGAGUCUCAAGCUUGAAGCCGGGGACCAGAAGCUAGAAGCCAAGUAGCUCCCGGCACGGCCUGUGCCUCCCCUGAUGUCUCUCAUCCACAA